GUAUUGUCUGCAGCCGACUUCAAAGAGAAAUGUGCACGCGAACCAGAUGUUGUUGAAGCGACCGACGUGGCCGACUGCCCGGUUGAACUGAUCCUGCAGCAUUUGCUGAAGUAUGGUUCCGACGAGGCAGCAUUCCUACUCUUCUUGCCAUCACUUCCACCAGUGGAGCACGAACAGCAGCUGUACACAUUGGUCGUGAGGAGCUUGGCCCGGAGGAUGCUUCGUGCGGACUUCGUUCAGCUUGGGCAUACACGGUCAUCGCCACAAGCAUUGAACUCCUGCCAACGAGCUGUUUUGUCAGAAGCUGGCAUCCAUGGCCACGUAAGCGGGUAUGAAUCACCCCGGUUUGUUGUCAGUGCGGAACGCAUCUCAGUGUCACUGCCACGUGCUCGUGUGAUGUUGCUUGCCUUGGAGACUGCCACUGAAUGUACAGGGCAAGCGUGGGAAGCCAUUAUGCGUGGCUUGUGGCAUACUGUCUUUGGAGAGGCUGCGCUGCUUCCAACUCGUGCCGACAAUGCGCAAAUUCCUAGUUUUUUGCGUGUGCUUGAUGGCCCCAGCGGGUUUGCCAAGACCAGGAUGCCAAAGUCGUCUGAUUAUUUAGAUUGGGCAGCCACCGCCUUGCUUGAGACUUGA
Symbiodinium necroappetens is the source of this 633-nucleotide messenger RNA. NCBI's taxonomy places the organism in Eukaryota, Dinophyceae, Suessiales, Symbiodiniaceae. The record is from the annotation of a GenBank genome assembly.